Diospyros lotus (date-plum) is the source of this 2236-nucleotide messenger RNA. RefSeq names its product exocyst complex component EXO70E2-like. NCBI's taxonomy places the organism in Eukaryota, Viridiplantae, Streptophyta, Magnoliopsida, Ericales, Ebenaceae. The transcript has a single exon. Gene Ontology annotation, molecular function: phosphatidylinositol-4,5-bisphosphate binding. The record is from RefSeq and is a predicted model, not a curated record. Gene Ontology annotation, cellular component: exocyst. The coding region runs from base 7 to 1815 and encodes 602 amino acids. Gene Ontology annotation, biological process: exocytosis.
CAGUCUAUGAUUUGGGAUUGCGGCGUGGAAGAAGCUUAUGAGUAUGUGAGGGCAGUAGACGAGGCCCGGAAACUGACUGAAACCUUGGAUAAUCUGUGUUUGAGCAGAGGCGGCGGUGGGAACGAGCUUCUGCAGAGGGCUCAUGAUGUUCUCCAGACAGCCAUGGCCAGGCUGGAGGACGAGUUCAGGCACAUUCUUGUCCAGAGCAGACAGCCAUUUGGGCCGGAGCACAUGUCCUUUCGAUCGAGCGAGGAAGACGUGGUGGAUGAGGGCUCGAUUGGCUCCUCCUUUGGCGAUGACUCGGUCGAGCACACGCUCCAGUGUGACAGCAUUAUGAGCAGAAGCUCGGAGGAAUUCAUCAUUGAUCUGGUCCAUCCGGCCAUGAGCGGAAGCUCGGAGGGAUUCAUCAUUGAUCUGGUCCAUCCGGCCGUGAGCGGAAGCUUGGAGGAAUCCAUCAUUGAUCUGGUCCAUCCGGCCGUGAUUCCUGACCUCAAAUGCAUCGCCAAUUUGAUGUUCGAUUCAAAUUACGAUCGGGAGUGCACCCAGGCUUACAUCAGUGCUCGAAAAGAUGCAUUGGAUGACUGCCUUUUCAUCCUUGGGGUGGAGAAGCUGAGCAUCGAGGAUGUGCUUAAGAUGGAACGGGGUACUCUGAAUUCCAAAAUCACGGGAUGGAUCAGGGCGAUGAAGAUCUUUGUGCGAAUCUAUCUAGCCAGCGAGAAAUGGCUGAGCGAUCAGAUCUUCGAGGACCUGGAUUCAAUUAGCUCCAUCUGUUUCGCGGAGGCGUCCAAGUCCUCCAUGCUGCGGCUGGUAAAAUUCGGAGAGGCGGUGGCCAUUGGCCCUCACCAACCGGAGAAGCUGUUCGGCAUCCUCGACGGGUAUGAGGUGCUGAUGGAUCUCAUCCCCGACAUAGAUGCUCUGUACACCCAUGAGGCUUCUGCAGGCUCUUCCAUCAGAAGAGACUGCCAAGAGGUGAUCAGGAGACUUGAGGAUUGCGUGAAGGCGACUUUCCUUGAAUUUGAGAACGCCGUGGCCGCAAACACAUCGACAAUCCUUUUCCCCGGCGGGGGAAUCCACGUUCUUACUAGAUACGUGAUGAACUAUAUCAGGGCUCUCACCGAUUACAGCGACGCGCUUAAUGGGCUCCCCAGGGACUCUGUUGCAGCGGCUUCAUUUUCACCCCAGUCGAGCCCGGUCUCGGUCUCUUCUUCUUGUGAGCCCGUCUCGCCAAUGGCUCUCCACUUCCGAUCCCUCACUUCCAUCCUGGAAUGCAAUCUCCAGGACAAGUCUACCCUAUACAGGGACGAUUCGCUUCGACACCUCUUCUUGAUGAAUAACAUCCAUUACAUGACUCAGAAGGUGAAGGAUUCGGAGCUGCGAAGCAUCUUCGGGGAUGAAUGGAUCCGCAGGCACAACGGGAAGUGCCAACAGCACGCCAUGAACUACGAGAGAGCCACAUGGAGCUCCAUCCUGUCUCUGCUAAGGGACGACGGCAUUCACAGCCAUUUUGUAAGCUCUUCCGGCCGCGUCCUGAGGGCUCUCCUCAAGGAGAGGCUGCACGGCUUCUACGUCGCCUUUAAAGAGGUCUACAAGAUUCAGACUGGAUGGGUCAUCCCGGACACCCAGCUCCGGGAUGAUCUUCGAAUCUCCAUAUCCCUCAAUGUCAUCCAAGCUUAUCGACCAUUUGUACGAAGAUAUGGCCCUUACCUCACCGACAAACACAUCAAGCAUAGUGCGGAAGAUCUAGAGAGCUACCUCUGGGAUCUCUUCGAGGGGUCCCCAAGACCAUUAUUGCACAAUGUCCACAGGAGGUCGUAAUUCGUAACCCAAAUAAAUAAAAAUAAAAAAAUCUUUUCCUUCCUUUAUACAAUACGAAAAGGUACAUCAUUUAUAUUAUAUAGGAUAUCUUUUAUAUUAUAUACUGUAUAGUAUAAUUGGUGCUAUUAGAUCCUAGGAAGUCUACUUCGGCAGCCAGAAUGGACCAAAAUGAGAACUCUUUGUGGGGCUGGAGGCAAUCGUCUGUAUCUGUCUGUUCCGGUUAAUUAGACCUGUAAGAGAUUGUGUUUUUUAGGCAACCAAUUGAAAGGCACAUGAUGUCAUGUGUUUGUAUGGCUGACAUCCAAACUAGGCCCCUUCGUCUAAACCAUCCCCCACAAGACUCAAAUGUUCUAAGUGUCCCCUUCAAUAUUAUUAAUUUUAUAUGGAAUUAUUAUGAACUUUAUCUAUUAAUUGGGGUAUU